UGGCGCGUAAAAUGAGCGACAGGGUUGGCCAGAGCUCGUCCGCCCCUGCCCCUCGCGCCACGCUGGGGCAGGGGGGGGUCGACCAAACCACUCAACCACUCCAGUCGAUCAGAAAAUCAUCAAUCUCAGAUUCCCUAGGCGGUCAGAGCGUUCGGCAGCUGCUGACCGCCGGAGGUCAGUCCAGGACAACGACGAGUGUCAGCAGUGCCAACCAUCCAUCGAUCAACAUCAGCAGUGGUUUGAAUCCGAUUAAUGCCAGUGUCAGUAGUAGUAGUAGUGUUUGUGGUGAAACGAACAAAACUAUGACGCCGAUAAAUAGGACUAGUAGUAAUAUUAGUAGUAGUAGUAGCACUAGUGGUGUGUCGAAUAUCAGUGUCAGCGGCCAACACAGUCGGGGGCAGAGCCCGUUUUCGAACAGAGUGCAGGGUCUGCAGUUGGGAGGCAGGCAGGUCGGUAGCAGUGCCAGUUUGGAGUCACCGGAGAUCGCACAGAGAUUGCAAGGUAAUCCAUUAAAACGUCCAGCCCAAGACCCUGCAACCAACCUCACCAGCACAUCAACACCCAUUAGUGGCAGUUCGACACCAAGACUUCAUGCCUCCAACCAGUCUCAUGCUGUCAGUCACAGUUUGUCAUCGAAUGUGGAACCAGUGGCCAGGAAGAGAUUGAAAAUGACAUCAGAAAACGAAUGUGAUACAAAACAACAGCACCUGCCUCUCACAACACAGCAGCCUGUGCUGCUGGACUUGGAUUUGAAGUCAAAAGUCAGAUUCAUCGAGGAGCAGAAUAUGAGAUACUUGCAUAAAAUUAGAGACGAUUACAAUAAAGAUCUGAUGGAACUCUAUUACCUGACAGUGAUAGAUGGCAACAUAAUGGAUCUCUUCACCUUCUACCGAUCAUCAAAAACCCACACACAAGCCUAUCUGCAAUUUCUGGAACAGCACAGGAUCAUUUCCAAAGCUGAUGACGUCGAAUCAGGAGUAGCAGCCUCACAAUUGGCAGCUCUGAUGUCGAAUAAGAGCUCGGCGUCUUCACUUUUAAUGGAUAUUGAUAAGAAAACAUCGAUUUCCAGUGGUAAUGAUGUAUCGAGUAGAUUGAGUAGUAGCAGUAUGGAUGUGUCGUCUAUUAAUGAUGUGUCCAUGUCAUCGCAGGUUGUUCAACUUAAGACUGAUAUUUCACUAAAUUCGAGCAAUUUGCCUGACAGGCGCAUAUCCACAUCGUCACAAGCUGUUAACAAAAGUUUAUCGAGCAGUAAUCAAGAACAGAUUGCUGAAAAAGCUAAACAAGAGGCCUAUGUUGUCCAAAGGGUGGCAGAACUUCAAAAAGAAGGCCUAUGGUCUGAAAAAAGAUUGCCUAAACUUCAAGAACCCACAAGAAAUAAAGUACAUUGGGAUUAUUUAUUAGAAGAAAUGUUGUGGCUGGCGACUGAUUACGCACAGGAACGAAAAUGGAAAAAGAAAGCUGCCAAAAUGUGUGCGCGGAUGGUCCAGAAACACUUCCAAGACAAAUCUGCUCAGGCGCAAAAAGCAGAAAAAUCCGAAGAGCAGCAUCGACGACGCCUGGCAGGUUUCAUAUCAAAAGAAAUCAAAAUGUUUUGGUCAAACGCCCAGAAAAUCGUCGAAUUCAAACAAAAGACGAGGCUGGACGAGACCAGGAAGAGGGCUUUGAACCAGCAUCUCAGUUUCAUCGUCGAUCAGACGGAAAUGUAUUCAAAAUCUUUGGCCAAGGGGAUGAAUCAGAAGAAAGCUGCACAACCUUCAAAUGAGGGAGACGAUUCUAGAAAUAUCAGUGAUGAUGAAUUUGUGCCAUCAGACCAAUCCCAGAGCGACGACGAAUCCACGAUCGCCCAAGAGGAAUUGGCAGCAGCAGCAGCCGCGGCUGCAGCAGCUGCCAACGUCUCUUCUUCCCGCAGCAGUCGAAGUAAUACGGCUGCUGCUGCCUCCAAAAUAGUGGAUCCGGUGACGGAUGAAAUUGAAGCUUUGAAGAAGGAAUCGGAAUUGGAUCUGGAAGAUGUCCUGAACUCUUUGCCUAGCGAUUACUUUGCUAAAAGGGCGAAGGAGAUUGCUGGUGAAGAGGGCAGUAGGAGUGAGAGCGAGGCAGAGGAGGAGGAACAGAAAUCAGAUGACGAUUCAGAUUUCAAUGGCUCGGACAAAGAAGCAGCUGAUAUUGAAGACACAAUUGAUGCUGAAGAGAACAUCGAAAAGGAUGAAGGUGAUUUGGAUCAUAAAGCUGAAAUUGACAUGCUAAAGGAUGAUGCUGAAAUGGAUAUUGAUGAAUUAAGGAAAAAAUAUGGAAUGCCUCCAACGAUACAACAGAAAUCUCCUAGAAAAGAUAAAGAAGCAAUCAAAAAGCCAAAAGAGCCUAGUCCUGCAACGUCAGAUGAUGAAGAUAGUUUGGAUUCGAUGUCUGAAAGUUCCUUCGGAGAUGAAGAUCUUGGACUGAAAUCAAUCUUGCCCAGUGAUGAAUCUAAAGUUAAAGAAGAGGAUGAUCGUUCAGAAUCGAAUGCAGACAGAGACCAGGACGAACUAAUGGAUAAUGUAGCUGCCUUGGCUCAGAGUAUCCAGCCGAAAGGAAAUACUCUGUCAUCUACAAGUGUUGUGACACCCGUGCCAUUUUUAUUGAAGCAUUCGUUGAGAGAAUAUCAGCACAUUGGUUUAGACUGGCUGGUGACUAUGUCUGAGAGGAAAUUAAACGGUAUACUAGCUGAUGAAAUGGGUCUCGGAAAAACCAUUCAAACAAUUGCACUUCUUGCUCAUCUUGCUUGUGCUAAAGAAAACUGGGGCCCCCAUCUGAUAGUAGUACCAACAUCCGUAAUGCUGAAUUGGGAAAUGGAAAUCAAAAAAUGGUGUCCAGGUUUCAAAAUCCUCACCUACUACGGCAGCCAGAAGGAAAGGAAACUGAAAAGAUGCGGCUGGACGAAACCUGAUGCCUUUCAUGUCUGUAUAACAUCAUACAAACUAGUUGUUCAAGAUCACCAAAGUUUUAGGAGAAAAAAAUGGAAGUAUUUAAUUCUGGAUGAGGCUCAAAAUAUUAAGAAUUUCAAAUCACAGAGGUGGCAGAUGUUACUCAACUUUCAAACCCAACAGCGUCUGCUUCUAACAGGUACACCAUUACAAAAUAAUCUGAUGGAACUGUGGUCUCUGAUGCAUUUUUUAAUGCCCGAUGUCUUCCAAUCACAUAGAGAGUUCAAGGAAUGGUUUUCAAAUCCUGUGUCUGGUAUGAUUGAAGGAAACAGUGAAUACAAUGAAGGAAUUAUUCGGAGGUUACAUAAGGUUUUAAGGCCUUUUUUACUUAGAAGGUUAAAAUCAGAAGUUGAAAAACAAAUGCCUAGAAAAUUUGAACAUGUGGUUCUGUGUCGACUGUCUAAAAGGCAGAGGUUUUUGUACGAUGAUUUUAUGUGCAGAGCAAAGACGAAAGAAACACUAGCUUCAGGAAAUUUGCUGUCCGUUAUAAACGUUUUGAUGCAACUUCGGAAGGUGUGUAACCAUCCAAAUUUGUUUGAAACUAGGCCGACUAUAUCUCCGUUUCUGAUGCCUGGUUUAGUCAUCAGGAUACCCUCUUUGGUCUAUGGUGCUUUGGAAUACGAUCCAAUGAAUCAAGUCGAUCUCUGCAGCAUAAACAUGUCCCUCCUGUCCAACGAGACCACCAUAUCAGCUUUUGUAGCCCACCGAAUGUCCAGACUUUGCACUCCCAGGAAACUUAUAGAAGAGAUGCCAAUGCCAACGCAGCAGCCGGUCGAAAUAAAAGCUCCUGCUGCUCCUUACAGGCUAUUUUUUAGGGUUUUGCAGAGGGCGCACCAGGAGAGAUUAGAGAAACAAAUCGUUCAUAAUGAAACUGUUGCUGUUGGCACCAGUCCGGCUGUUAAGAUGAUCAAACAGGAUAAAGAUGAACCAAUAGACAACAGAAUACUUAGAGAAGAACACUUGUCAGGAAUUGCUGCAGCAGUAAAACUUGCAAAAAGAAAAAAUGCUGGAAAAAUUUAUCUAAAUCACAUUCGAGGAACAGUGAGAUUACAUCAGUCUUCUCCUGAUUCAUCAAACCAGUCACCGAACAACACAACUCCCAACAAUGGUUUGGCAUCAGGUUGCACAACCAGUCCAUCAGCUGUUAACAAUGGCGGUACCCCAAAUAGUAAUAAUACCAAAAAUGAACACAGUUCUGCAAUUUUAACUGCAGCUCUGGUGCAACAAGUGAGGCAGAUGAGUCCGUCCAAAAACAGUGGCAGGAGUAAGAAAAGUAAGACUAAGAGGCUUGAUGAGGAGGUUGUCAGAUCCGAGUUCUUCUUGAGUGAUAGGGAGAAUCAGAAGACAAUCCGUCGCAAAAACCGUCUAUCCUGGCUCCAUUACGUCAACAGGCGAAAAUGUCGAGCUUAUCCGGUCUAUGGAGAGGAUCUUCGUUUGGCUUUCGACACUCUGAGGUCAAACAAUCUUUAUAAAGUAGCCAUAGUCUCCAAAUCUCAUCAGGACAGGAGCAGGUCAAGAAAUAGCAGGAAGCAACGUACAGAAAGACCCACAAAUUGGCUUUGCGACGGAUAUGUUAAUUGCAUAACAGCAGUUGAUAGCAAAUUGGAUUUGACACUCAAAUCCUGGAUCAGGAGUUUUGAAGAUCGGGCCAAUGAGAUAAUUGAUUAUUGCCAAAGUUACGUCAUGUUUGUCCAGCCAGCCCUUGCCCUCAGCACCCAGGUCAUGGUGUCCCACCCAUCUCCAUCUAGACUGAAUCAAGAAAGACUCUUCGAGUCCUCUUUGACACCUCUUGCCAAAAAAUCAUUGGUGGCUCUGCAUCCAAUACAGUCAGCAGGAGCUGUCAAGUUUCCUGAGGCUCGUCUGGUGCAAUACGAUUGUGGAAAAUUGCAAAUUUUAGAUGGAUUGUUGAGGAAACUGAAGAGGGAAAGUCAUAGGGUGCUGAUCUUCACACAGAUGACCAGGAUGUUGGAUGUCUUGGAAGCAUUCUUGAACUAUCAUGGACAUGUUUAUUUGAGGCUGGAUGGUACCACUAAAGUUGAUCAGAGACAGGUUCUUAUGGAAAGAUUCAACAACGACAAGCGCAUUUUCGUUUUCAUUCUAUCAACCCGAUCAGGUGGUGUCGGUGUCAACCUUACAGGUGCGGACACCGUCAUCUUUUACGAUUCGGAUUGGAAUCCCACGAUGGACGCUCAGGCUCAGGAUCGUUGUCACAGGAUAGGACAGACCAAAGAUGUUCACAUCUACAGACUUGUCAGCGAGAAGACAAUCGAGGAGAAUAUUUUGAAAAAGGCCAACCAGAAGAGGCUGCUCGGCGAUUUGGCUAUCGAGGGCGGCAACUUUACGACUGCAUACUUCAAAUCGCAAAACACCAUUCAGGAUCUCUUUGCUGUUGACUCAACCCAGGAUGAUGCUUCUCAAAGGAUGGCAGAGAUUUUGGAGCAGAAUAAGCAGAGGAUGGAAAAACUGUCUAAGAGUGAUUCAGCUACGGGUUUGCCUUUGGAGAAGACCGCUGCAGGAGCCCUGGAGUCUGCGAUGAACCAAUGCGAGGACGACCAGGACGCGAUGGCGGCGAAAACUGCGACCGCCGAGAUGUCUGCUGAUCUGGAGGAGUUUGACGAAAGCAUUCCAAUAAAUCAAGAAAACAAUGAAGGAUUGAGCAAGGCUGAAAUUGAAGUACGGAGGCUUUUGGAACAGUUGAAUCCUUUAGAAAAAUACGCGAUGAAUUUCCUAGAACAGCACGACGGCGGUUGCUUCUCCGCGGAGCAACUGGCUUUGGCUGAAGCAGAAAUUGAGGAAAAACGUUUAGAAUGGGAAAAAAAUCGUCUGGAAGCCCUGAGACAGGAGCAGAUGGAAUUGGACAAACGGAAUGCCCAAGACGAUGAGAACUAUCAGAACUCACCCUAUUCAGCAAACGAUUUGACGUAUCCGCGAGAUGAUGCUUUGAAUCAGGUUAAUGAAACAACAAUUCUUCUAAGAUUGGUAGAAAGAGGAAUAGAAAGAACACUUGUCAGGAAUUGCUGCAGCAGUAAACUUGCAAAAAGAAAAAAUGCUGGAAAAAUUUAUCUAAAUCACAUUCGAGGAACAGUGAGAUUACAUCAGUCUUCUCCUGAUUCAUCAAACCAGUCACCGAACAACACAACUCCCAACAAUGGUUUGGCAUCAGGUUGCACAACCAGUCCAUCAGCUGUUAACAAUGGCGGUACCCCAAAUAGUAAUAAUACCAAAAAUGAACACAGUUCUGCAAUUUUAACUGCAGCUCUGGUGCAACAAGUGAGGCAGAUGAGUCCGUCCAAAAACAGUGGCAGGAGUAAGAAAAGUAAGACUAAGAGGCUUGAUGAGGAGGUUGUCAGAUCCGAGUUCUUCUUGAGUGAUAGGGAGAAUCAGAAGACAAUCCGUCGCAAAAACCGUCUAUCCUGGCUCCAUUACGUCAACAGGCGAAAAUGUCGAGCUUAUCCGGUCUAUGGAGAGGAUCUUCGUUUGGCUUUUGACACUCUGAGGUCAAACAAUCUUUAUAAAGUAGCCAUAGUCUCCAAAUCUCAUCAGGACAGGAGCAGGUCAAGAAAUAGCAGGAAGCAACGUACAGAAAGACCCACAAAUUGGCUUUGCGACGGAUAUGUUAAUUGCAUAACAGCAGUUGAUAGCAAAUUGGAUUUGACACUCAAAUCCUGGAUCAGGAGUUUUGAAGAUCGGGCCAAUGAGAUAAUUGAUUAUUGCCAAAGCUACGUCAUGUUUGUCCAGCCAGCCCUUGCCCUCAGCACCCAGGUCAUGGUGUCCCACCCAUCUCCAUCUAGACUGAAUCAAGAAAGACUCUUCGAAUCUUCUUUGACACCUCUUGCCAAAAAAUCAUUAGUGGCUCUGCAUCCGAUACAGUCAGCAGGAGCUGUCAAGUUUCCUGAGGCUCGUCUGGUGCAAUACGAUUGCGGAAAAUUACAAAUUUUAGAUGGAUUGUUGAGGAAACUGAAGAGGGAAAGUCAUAGGGUGCUAAUCUUCACACAGAUGACCAGGAUGUUGGAUGUCUUGGAAGCAUUCUUGAACUAUCAUGGACAUGUUUAUUUGAGGCUAGAUGGUACCACUAAAGUUGAUCAGAGACAGGUUCUUAUGGAAAGAUUUAACAACGACAAGCGCAUUUUCGUUUUUAUUCUAUCAACCCGAUCAGGUGGUGUCGGUGUCAACCUUACAGGUGCGGACACCGUCAUCUUUUACGAUUCGGAUUGGAAUCCCACGAUGGACGCUCAGGCUCAGGAUCGUUGUCACAGGAUAGGACAGACUAAGGAUGUUCACAUUUACAGACUUGUCAGCGAGAAGACAAUUGAGGAGAAUAUUUUGAAGAAGGCUAACCAGAAGAGGCUGCUCGGCGAUUUGGCUAUCGAGGGCGGCAACUUUACGACUGCAUACUUCAAAUCGCAAAACACCAUUCAGGAUCUUUUUGCUGUUGACUCAACCCAGGAUGAUGCUUCUCAAAGGAUGGCAGAGAUUUUGGAGCAGAAUAAGCAGAGGAUGGAAAAACUGUCUAAGAGUGAUUCAGCUACGGGUUUGCCUUUGGAGAAGACUGCUGCAGGAGCCCUGGAAUCUGCAAUGAACCAAUGCGAGGACGACCAGGACGCGAUGGCGGCGAAAACUGCGACCGCCGAGAUGUCUGCUGAUCUGGAGGAGUUUGACGAAAGCAUUCCAAUAAAUCAAGAAAACAAUGAAGGAUUGAGCAAGGCUGAAAUUGAAGUACGGAGGCUUUUGGAACAGUUGAAUCCUUUAGAAAAAUACGCGAUGAAUUUCCUAGAACAGCACGACGGCGGUUGCUUCUCCGCGGAGCAACUGGCUUUGGCUGAAGCAGAAAUUGAGGAAAAACGUUUAGAAUGGGAAAAGAAUCGUCUGGAAGCCCUGAGACAGGAGCAGAUGGAAUUGGACAAACGGAAUGCCCAAGACGAUGAGAACUAUCAGAACUCACCCUAUUCAGCAAACGAUUUGACGUAUCCGCGAGAUGAUGCUUUGAAUCAGGAAUGGAUCGAUGAAAAGACUUUGGCUCAAAUGCCGCUCUGGUGUCCACCGACACCUCCCCAAGGCGAAGGCGACAUUUACAUAGACGCCAAUCUCCAACUACUGUACGACACCACUGAAAUAAUGACAGAAGCCCAACUGCCACCAGUUUAUCAACCUCCAAUGCAGCACCAAACACAGCAGCACAGGAGCAACUCCAGUAUUGGGAGUGGAACUAGUGGUACAAACAAGAGGAAGAUUGGAUCAAGUGGUCAAGCAAGUUCUAGUGGACAACUUGGCGGACAUGGAGAAGGUCGUCGUCCAACUAAAUACCAACGCUUUAUGGCGUCAGCUUCCAACAGACAGGAUCAUGUGUCUUCUGCUUCAGGUCUUGAUCAUCAUCAGAAUUUGAUGAUGCAUCAUUUCCAUCAUGCUACUGAUGGAUUAGCAGCUCCUAGCAAAUAUCCGAGGAGUUUGUUCACGAAACCGGUUUCGGCAUCUUCUGCAGCCACCAGGGCGAAACGGGAUGCCAAGUUGAGGUAUCAGCAAUAUCAGCAACAUGUUGCUGCUGUUAAUUCUGGACAGAGAGGGUUGCAUAAAGGCAAUAAGCAUAUGAUGCAAGCAGAAUCUGAUGUGAUUUUGGAAUGGUUGAUUCAUGAAGAUUGGGCUUUGAUACAGGCUAUAACUAAAUAUCAAGGACUUCCUUUACUUCUGGAACCGAGUGCCCCAGGCCACACAGUAAAUUGGGAUUUGGUGUCAGACAUGGUGAAUGCUGUUUCCAGGAUAUACAGAUCAACCAAACAGUGCCGUUUGCGUUAUGAAAACGUCAUUGUUCCAAGAGAAUUAGGUAUUUACCAACCAUUGCAGCAAUUGAAUAGCAAUGCAGGAAAUGCAGCAGCACAAGCACAAGGAGCAGGCAACAAGCGCUUUAAGAAGAAUGGAGCACCAGCUGCAAGUGGUAGAGGGACUCCAACGUCGGGCGGUUCAGCUCGAGCUCGUGCAGGUGCCAACCAGGCUCUUCUAGGCAAUUUGAAUCCACAGCCCCGCACAGAGCAGCUGAUUGCACAGGAUAAUGGUGCGGCCUUUGCAAGACUUCGCAGAUUGAGGAUUGAAAAUAUAAAGGCAGUGACUGCUAGAAAACAGCAGAGUGCUGCUGGACAUGCAGCUGCUGGUAGACAACAAGGCACAAAUACAGCGAGUGGGAAUAGUAAACAUGCUCUUGUUUUUCAAGAUUUUGGUAUUAACUAUGAUAUGCCUUUAAAACCUGAAGAGGUAGCUCAACGUCGUGCAGAGCGUAUCGCCAAGGAGAAGCAGAAACAGCAAUCAACUUUGAUACAACAACAACAAUUUCAACAACAGCAGCAGCAGCAACAGCACAAUCCACCGCAGGUUCAACAAGCCCUGCAGCAAUCUGUACAGCAACAGUCUACGGUGCAGCAGCAACAAGUGAAGACACAGGAAGGAAUAAAAUACUUGCAACAGAAACCUGAUGGUACCAGCGUGGCUGUGAAGCAGCAGAGUAUUUCUUUGGCGAAUGCUCCGAUAAUAAUACAGCAGACAGGGACAGCUGGAGGAACAGUAGUUGUUUCACAACAGCAAUUGCAACAAGCAGCUGCUGGUGGAGGCGUUUUGGUUGCUUCUGGGCUCCGAGCUCAGAGGAUAGUUACUCCGAGCAGUCUCCAAGAAGCACUUCGCCAGCGUGUCUUGUCUUCCUCGCAGCAACAAGCUACUAUUGCUGCCGGCAGUAGUUCAGGUGGCGUCGUCACAGUUGGCGGUACAGCUAUUUCAGGAGGCGUUUCGACUGCUGGUGGAAUCACGCAGGCGCAGCUGCAGGCGAGAUUGCAUGGACAGCUGGCGCAACAGACUGUGGCUGUCGUUAGUAAAUGUGUGACUGGUGUUCCAACUUCAACUGUGACCCAGCAAGUAGGCGUAGGACAGCAGCAGCAGACGGUGGGUGUGACAAGAAGUGUGACGCCUGCGCAGUUGCUUCUGUAUAAGCAGAGGGCUCUUGCGCAGCAUGUGCAGCAGCAACAGCAGCAGAGACCACAUUUAUUACAUGCUGUUCAAGGAAGUCCUCAGAUCAUUGCAUCACUUACUGGUAAUGCUCAAGCUGGACAGAAAGUGUCUAUUGCUUCGUUUUCAUCUCUUGGAGCAAUAACUGUGGCACAGCCUGGCAGGGCACAGGUUGUAAAGCAACUAGCACCAGGUAAGCAGUCGGUAACAAGACAGUUGACAGAAGCAGACGUUACUGCUUUGCUGCUCAAGAAGCAAAUGCAGCAGCAGCAACAGCUUAAGAAUGCUGCUGCGGCAGGCACUAAAGCCAACGUGACAGCAAACAUAGCCCUCCAGCAAUCUGCAGUGUCCUCCACCAACACUGCUGCUGCUGCCGUGGUUGGCGGAAGUACAUCAGCCGCCCUGACAGCUGCAGGAGGAACUGCUGUCAGAGCUACUGCGCAGCAGUUUAGACAAUUGCAGCAGCAGAUGGCGGCGCUGCAGCGGUCGAGGCAACAGCAGCAAGGGAAGCAGCAGCUGCAGCAGCAGUUACAGCAACACCAACAGGUGGUGAGCAAAGCAGGUGGAACAACAACAGUCCCAGCUCAGUUAGUUCUGCAGCAGGCACCGCGAUUGGCAGGAACUCAACAUGUCGUAAGUCAUCAGGUGAUUGGAAGAGUUUCAGGUGGAACACCUUUGAUUUUAGGCAAAGUUAACCAGGGAGUGGCUCGGGCUCAGGGCAGACAGACAAUUCAGGUUGUAAAUGCUACUACAAGUGGUCUAAGAGCAGCAGGAUCAUUAUCGCAGCAGCAAGGUUUAAGGCAUACUUUACAAUUCGCUCAGAUUCCUGGACAUAUAACAACACAAGUAAAUGCAUCCCCGAGAGCUCAGACACCAACUACACAGCAGCAGGCACAACAACAACAGCAACAGCAACAGAAUCAGCCAAAAUAAUUAACAACAAGCUUUAACUAGGACAAAAUAAAUAUAUAUAUGAAUUAUGAAAAAAUGAAAUUCUGCAAAUUAUUAACUACAAAUUGGUUUUGGAAAAACUGAAAAUUGGAGACUAUUUUUUAUCGAUAUCAUGUUAUGUACUAUUAUGAAAAAACAU
Messenger RNA from Ctenocephalides felis (cat flea), 11034 nucleotides. RefSeq names its product helicase domino (gene dom). Lineage: Eukaryota; Metazoa; Arthropoda; Insecta; Siphonaptera; Pulicidae. The record is from RefSeq and is a predicted model, not a curated record. Gene Ontology annotation, cellular component: Swr1 complex. Gene Ontology annotation, molecular function: histone binding; ATP binding; ATP hydrolysis activity.